This is a messenger RNA of Mercurialis annua (annual mercury), 1012 nucleotides long. RefSeq lists its product as uncharacterized. NCBI's taxonomy places the organism in Eukaryota, Viridiplantae, Streptophyta, Magnoliopsida, Malpighiales, Euphorbiaceae. The record is from RefSeq and is a predicted model, not a curated record. The transcript has 7 exons. Gene Ontology annotation, biological process: retrograde vesicle-mediated transport, Golgi to endoplasmic reticulum. Gene Ontology annotation, cellular component: SNARE complex; endoplasmic reticulum. The coding region runs from base 225 to 944 and encodes 239 amino acids. Gene Ontology annotation, molecular function: SNAP receptor activity.
AUAUAAAAUAAAAAGUGCAAUCAAACAACAUAUGUGGCGCCUAAUUCAAAAAAAAAACCUUCUCUGUCCUUUCAAUUUCCCCUGAUCUCGACGCCAGCUAAUCCGCUCCAACUCCAACCGUUGCCGAUGAUCAGUCUAAUGAUGUCAGUUUGUGUAAUGAAAAGCAUCCGUUGAAACAACUCAACUGUACUAAUAAUAAAACGGAGCAGAGGAUCAAUCUUCUAAUGGGAAUGAGUAAAACAACUAUAAACUUGCGAAGAUUGCUCGCAACUGCUCCUCGACAACAAAAUCAAGCCAAAUUAAUACAUUAUGUUGCUACCUUAAGGGAACAAUUGGAACAAUUAGCUGAAGAGAGAACUCCACACGGCUUAUCUAGAGUUUCAAAGGCCAAGGUGAAUGAAUAUUCUGAGAAGAUUGAAGCCAUUGCUUCCAGCAUAGCUGCUUCAUUGCCUCAUAUUAGGAUAUCUGAAAAGACUUUGGGUCAGAGUCCUAAAAAAGAAAGUCCUAGUACCGUUGAAGAAACUAAUUUUCCUUCCUCUCCUGGCUUGAGAAGAAGAUUUGUGGGAGCGUCAAACAUUGAUGACAGAACUCGUGAGAGUACUCAUGUUGAUACAUCAACACCUCUCAAAUUGGACACUCCAGCAAAAGCUCGUAUUGAAAAGCACAGAAAUCUCCAAGAAAACUUAACUGAUGAAAUGGUUGGUUUGGCACAACUUCUUAAAGAGAGUAGUCUUCUAAUGAGUCAAUCCCUGCAAAAUACUGAGAAGAUACUUGAUUCUACGGAGAAGGCCGUUGAGCAAAGCUUGGCUGGCACUGGGCAUGCCAAUGUUCGAGCCCUCGACAUAUAUUCAAAAAGUUCAAAGACGACAUGUUUUACAUGGCUUGUGUUGUUUCUAAUGACAUGUAUUUUCAUCAUGGUUGUACUCCUAAUUCAUGUCACUUAAAAGUUUUUAUUUGUUACUUCAUUAUAUGUUUCUGUUUUGAUAGAUAACCAGUGACCAGUUUUUAUUUA